UCCGCCCACGCCGCCUGGGGAAGGGGCGGUGCUGUCAGGCGGCUGCCGUCGGGCGAUGGAGGGGUUGUGGGCCGCGGCGGGGCUCCUGCUGGCCCUCGCCCUGCUGGCCUUCGGCCUGUUCUGCUGCUACCUGAAAUGCGUCCACGCCAAGUACGACCACAUCCCCGGCCCCCCGCGGGAGAGCUUUUUAUUAGGACAUCUACCGAUCUUGUGGAGAAUGAUGAAGAAACAGGAGUUUAUGCAUGAUCUCUUCCUGCAGUGGGCAGAGAAGUAUGGACCCAUUGUACGGCUUAAUGCCUUUCACAGAGUCUCAGUAAUGAUUCUGACUCCUGAAGGAGUGAAGGAGUUCUUGAUGUCGCCACAGUACCCAAAGGAUCCACUGGUGUAUGGUCGUAUCUUCAACAUAUUUGGUGAGAGGUUUCUAGGAAAUGGCUUGGUAACUGUUUGUGACCAUGAGCAUUGGCACAAGCAGCGGAGGAUAAUGGAUCCAGCUUUCAGCCGAAGCUACCUGAUUGGUCUGAUGGAAACUUUUAAUGAAAAAGCAGAGGAGCUGAUGGAGAAGCUAGAGGAAAAGGCAGAUGGAAAAACAGAGUUUAGCAUGCUGAACAUGAUGAACCGGGUGACUAUGGAUAUCAUUGGAAAGGUAGCCUUUGGCUUGGAAUUAAAUGCACUGAGCGAUGACCAGAUGCCUUUACCGCAUGCUGUGCGCAUGGUUUUGGAGGGAAUGACAAAGGCGCGCAUCCCCUUCCUCAAGUACAUGCCAGGGAAACAGAAGCUGGUAAAGGAGGUCAGGGAGAGUGUGAGGCUGCUGCGGCGUGUGGCGAAGGAGUGCAUUGACCAGAGGAGAGAGGACAUCCAGAAUGGGAAGGAAGCCACGCUGGAUAUUCUUACACAGAUACUGAAAGGAGAUGCUCUGGAGGAAACUAGAGAUGAUGAAAACAUUCUGGAUAACUUUAUCACUUUCUUUGUUGCAGGUCAUGAAACCACUGCCAAUCAGUUGUCGUUUACAGUAAUGGCACUGGCUCAGCAUCCUGAAAUACUGGAAAGGGUUCAGGCCGAAGUGGAUGAAGUUCUCGGAGCCAAGAGAGACAUUGACUAUGAGGAUCUUGGCAAACUCACGUACUUAUCGCAGGUUUUGAAGGAAUCACUGCGGCUGUACCCACCUGUCGCGGGGACGUUACGCUGGAUAGAGAAGGAGCGUGUUGUCGAUGGCAUCAGAAUUCCUGCAAACACGACGCUCGUUUUCAGCACUUAUAUAAUGGGAAGGAUGGAAAGGUAUUUCAAGGAUCCGCUCACUUUCAAUCCAGACCGAUUUAGCAAAGAUGCACCUAAGCCGUAUUACUGCUAUUUUCCGUUCUCUCUGGGACCCCGAUCCUGCAUCGGGCAGGUGUUUGCACAGAUGGAGGCAAAAGUGGUGAUGGCAAAACUGCUGCAGAGGUUUGAAUUCCAGCUGGUACCAGGGCAGAGUUUUGAACUCGUGGAGGCUGGAACCUUUAGGCCACUAGAUGGAGUAAUAUGUAAAUUAAAGCCAAGGAGCCUUGCAAGAGCCUGCCAGGUGUGACUACUCAGGGAUGGGAGCACGAUAUGGUAGCCGUAGCGUUUCUUCUGAUUUUGAAGAUCUUCACACUAAUCAAAGGCUAGAUUUUGCAGGCCCCUGUAGCGGAUUACUAGACUGUAUUUUUUUCCUAGCCUUCCUCAUCAUUUACUGAAGAAAACGUUAGGAGAGAUGUUUUAGCAUCUUCGAUCUAGAAGCACACCUGGAAUUGCAAAGCCUGUUAUUUUCCUGGGGGACUGUUUGGUCUGACCAGACAUGGAAAAGAACAUCCUUUCACUGGAGUAUCCCCAGAGCUCCCCACAAACCUGAACUCAAAUCCCAGCUGGUAGUUUCCACGAACUUGAUUUACAACACAACGUGGUCUAAGUAAGCCCUUGUUUGUGGAACUUCAUAGAGCUCAAGGUUUGGGCUGAACUCAGGAAGAGAAGUUUAGAGCUAUUCUCUUGGUCAAAGCGAUUUUCCCAUCCUUCCUCUAAAUGAGAAGAACAAUUGACAGGAGCAAACUGAAAUCAGAGGCUGUGGCCUCUACUUUCCCGUUGCUUCUGCCUCAUUUUUCUUCAGUCUGUGCCUGCUUUUCUUCCAGUAUUUUUCAGAGUCCAGAUUGCCAACCCAUGCUGUACAAAGCAGCUCUCCUGCUUCCUCCUACCCCUCCCCACAGCCUGUCCUCAUUCUCCUGAGACACUGUUCUUUUGAGGGAGUCUCACUGGGUUCGUUUUUACCUGGUUCGUUUUCCCGGUCUGGCUUAUCUCAAAGCUACAUGAACACUUGGACCAGGUGGUCUAGUAGGUCCAGAAGGGUUCAAAGUAAGUGCUCUGGAACCAAAUGCCCCUUAAAAUGAUAUUGCUGCUGAAGAAACGUCUGUGCAACUUGGGCCAGAAGCAGGAGAAGGUCCUGCACCCCCUUUUUCUGCAGCUGUGACAAAAUUGCUGGCUGUGUGCAGGCUUGCGGCCUGGCUCUGCUAGGGAAAAAAUGAUCAUGUGAAAAUGCCACCUUCUGGAAAUAGGUGGAUACUUAAUAUGAGUUUGGGCCCUGAAAUACAAGGAAUUGAAGGCAAUUGGUGCUGCCACUGUUAAUUUCUUACCUUUUUGAAUUAAAAUGGCAAAAGCCUGGUCUGUACGCUGUCAAGUUCCCGUGGUGGUUUCUGCACCAGGAGAGGAACGUCCCCAAGCUUUCCCAGGUUCUGCUACUGUUGUGCACCAUCUCACUGAGUGCAGCAGUGGGAUAACAGGCCAGUAAGGUUUAUGUGGCUUUUGAUAACAUAAACAAAGCUAUACCAUGUAUUAAUAGGACUUAUACCCAGAGGUACCGAUACUAGUAUUGCUAGGGAAGGUUUUGUCCAUCUGUUGGUAGACCAGCUUGUUAAUCCCUUGUGCUGGAGAUCUGCUUAUAUCCUCCUAGAUGUUAAUAAAAUCUGAUUGGGAAAAC
This is a messenger RNA of Chroicocephalus ridibundus (black-headed gull), 2980 nucleotides long. RefSeq names its product cholesterol 24-hydroxylase. The record is from RefSeq and is a predicted model, not a curated record. Lineage: Eukaryota; Metazoa; Chordata; Aves; Charadriiformes; Laridae. The transcript has 15 exons. Gene Ontology annotation, molecular function: iron ion binding; cholesterol 24-hydroxylase activity; heme binding. Gene Ontology annotation, biological process: cholesterol catabolic process. The coding region runs from base 56 to 1561 and encodes 501 amino acids.